AUAGUUUGAUUGAUUUGUCUAACUAAGCACUAACCAUGAAGUACCUGUUCGUUUGCGUCAGCCUUGCCCUCUUCGCCUACAUCAACGCCAGCCCCUAUGGCGGUCAUGGUGGAUACGGUGGUGGAUACGGCGGACAGGAGGUGGCCUACGAGUCGAUCCGUGGCGGAUAUGGCGGCUACAACCAAGGUGGAUACAAGCCCGAAUACCGUCCUCUGGUCGCCCGUGGUGAGCAGCCCCGUGCCGCCGCCGCCGCUGCUUCUGCCGCUGCUGCCGUGAACCAGGGAAGCUACCGCCAGUUCGUCGUUCCCAGCUACGAGGUCGAUGGUGGAUACAACGGCCCCAGCCACGGUGGCUAUGGACGCGGCGGAUACUAAUUCCGCUUGGUUUCAAAUCAAAUCGAAACCUAUCGACUGGCUGUUCAGUUUUCCGAGUGGCUGUCUUGACAGCGAAACUCAGAAAUCCGGCAAAUAAAAAAACGGAAAAUGAUGAACAACAA
Drosophila bipectinata is the source of this 496-nucleotide messenger RNA. It is a transcript of the gene Cp15, whose product is annotated as Chorion protein 15. NCBI's taxonomy places the organism in Eukaryota, Metazoa, Arthropoda, Insecta, Diptera, Drosophilidae. The record is from RefSeq and is a predicted model, not a curated record.